Clarias gariepinus (North African catfish) is the source of this 4439-nucleotide messenger RNA. RefSeq names its product KIAA0825 ortholog. The record is from RefSeq and is a predicted model, not a curated record. The coding region runs from base 803 to 4177 and encodes 1124 amino acids. The transcript is spliced from 20 exons. NCBI's taxonomy places the organism in Eukaryota, Metazoa, Chordata, Actinopteri, Siluriformes, Clariidae.
CAGGACGCGCCGCAGAGGGACAGGGUUUGUGUCAGGAUUUGUUGUGUAUCGAGUUAUUUUGCAAUAUUAGAGACUUUCCUUAGUUACCGGUACAAAUUGAAGUCGGUCUGCGUGUUGUGCAUGAUAACCUAGCAUGGUGAAGCCGUGUAAUGUUUUUAUUUUUCCAAACCUUGCGUUUCCCAGUAACUAAGCAGUGAGUCAGUCCACUGGAACCAGUUAUUCAGACAAGAUGCAUCCCAGUAUGACCAGUACAGCACAAGCAUUCUGAUCCAGUAGCUUGGACAUAUUCCCAAUCUACAAUGAAAAUAAAGCCAAGGAUAAGGAUUAUAAACCUCCUCCUGGAUUAACUGGUCCAUAAGGCAGAGGAAUGGAGCGGCAGGGUGACUCUCCACAUGACCAUGCUUUCGUGGAGCUGCCGGUGCCGAGCAUGCUGAGCGCAUGAGGUGAGGCGGACCUCCAGGUCCUGAUCCGCGAAACAGAGGAGAAGCUGAAACUCAACGCCUGCAGUAUUGAGCAGAACCUGUGUGAACUGCAGACUAAGAUUGGACAGACGUGGGCUGAUGAGAAGGUCCCCAGUCCCACAGAAUGCCUGAACCUGUUCAGUCCGAGUAAUCUGAGUUUGCUGAAACCUUUCUCUACUGGACACCGCGAGCUUCUGGACUUCCUCAAAGCACUGCAACACUUCCUGAAGACGGAGGAGGCGCACGCAGAGGCAGUCCUCCAACUGCUGUUAAACAUCUCCUCUCGAUGCGGCGUGGCCUUCCCCAUAUCGGACUCUUUAUCCGAACAGAGCCAGAGUUCAAUGGCUCCCCUCUGCUCUGCGUACAACGACAUCGCUCUGGACGUCCAAGAAACCUGGAAUGACAUCCGGUGCACGUUGCGGCGCCACCUGCUGGACGAGUUAUCCACGGACGCCUCUGGAGUCCCUCCGAGGGCCGUCUUUCUCGUGCAGCAGCUCUGCUUCCUGUACACUGAAACAGAGGUUCUGGAGAAGUACCAGGCCCUGCAGAGCAAAAUGGUCCUGGAGCUUCUCAGAAAAAACCAGACCCUCCGUCCAGAUGGAGAGAGCGGCUUUCAAAGGUUGGCCGUGAGCGUCCAGGCUGUCUGUCCUGCCUUCUGUGAGAUGCUGAGUGAGGACAUUCAUGUCCUGAAUGCCAUAUUCGAGCCACAAUGCAUCGUGCGGUUUGUGAACCGGGCCUAUCUGUGGACGCUGGGGCAGGAACUUGGCUUGCUCAUGGAGAAGGAGAUGGAGGUCGGGAUGAAGGACAACAGUAGGCCUGGAGGGAAGGGGGUGAGGAGCUCGAGCAGGAAGGCAGCAGUAGCUCCUCAAGACGCUCCCCAAACGAGCCGGAGUUUCUCCCUAACCUCUGAGCAGCUGAGAGGUCUGGUCCAGCUGGCCACCACAAUGCUGCAGCUGGAGCGUCGAGUGGAGGAUUUGGCAACUGAUCUGUUACUCAACUGUGCUGGAGAGUCAUGUGAUUUUAAAGGGAAUCUAAAGAAAGUCAGGGACAAUGUGGAGAUGUCUGCAUUGGAUGGUGAAGUAACACCAGAUUUACUGCUGCACAGUACAGAGGUGGUGUGUCUGGAGUUUGAGUGGAGGGCCGCAUUUCGAAUACUGGUUCCUCAGAUGGCUCAAAGUGUAAAAAUGUUUCUGGAAGACGUCUGCGAUAAAAGUCUGCAACAAGAGGAGAGGACACAUUGCUCCUCCUUGUCUCUUAUCCCUCUCGCCAGUGUUCCUCUCAGACAGGAAGCUGAACGCUGUCCAGAGAGAGACAUGCCCAAGAUGAUCGCUAAGUUUUGCGCAGAUGUGAUGGAGGAGUUGGAUGCUCUUCUCCCUUUGGCCGUGGUGUGUAAAGAAGAAGCUCUGCUCCCUGUGAGCUCCUGCUAUGUAGAGGUGUGUGGCCGGGUGAGCUCGGUUCUCCUGACCAGGCUGGAAGAAAGGCGAAGGGAGGUUCCUCACACCUCACCCCUCAAGAACCUUCCCACCAUACUGGCCUCCAGCACAUAUAUCCACCACAGACUGGUUUACUACGAGAGCCAGCUGCGAGACACCAAUCGCAUGCCUCUGAGUCUCUUGCCCAUCCAGAGGAGUCAUGAAGUGACAGAGACAGUUCACGAGCAUCUGACCAGCUACUCCGUCCAUGUUUGUGCCACCAGCAUACUACAGGAUGCUGAGAGUCAUUACUGGGCAGAUGACAAGUCAUUUUAUGAGGGUGAAAGGUGUUCGUUCUCUAUCCAGAUGUGGCACUAUUUCCUCUCAGCUUUGCGCAGUGACCUGUGGAUCACUGUUUCCCCGCUGUUGGCCCAGCAGACCCUGGCGCAGGUGUUGGCACAGACUCUAGAGCUCCUGCUUCAGCGGUACUCCAGAGCUCGGGCCUCUUACAAAAGACACCCUCAGAUCAGAAUGGACAUCACAGCCAUACUUCUCUGUGUGGAGCAGCUGAUGUGGUCCGUGUAUGACAACCUGGAGGAUCUUGUCAGACCGGAGCCGCCUUCAGAACCCUCCAGCACCUGGGUGUACAUCAUCCACAGCCUGUGUAAUCAGCUCCUGGACGUUCUCGUCAUCCUAACAGCUCCUCUAUUAGAGCUGUACAGAUCUUUUCAGAAUGGUUUUAGUGAAGAAGCGGCGACGGUUCCAGCAGAUGCAUGUUCACCCUUUUGGCUAAAUAUCAUCAACCCUACGCUCUUCCCUUUGGAUCAGCCAAGGGGCGGGGUGGAAAGUGAAAGCUCGGCUCUGUGGCUGUUGAACAUGGUGAGCUCGGGACCUGGCUUCUCUCCGGCUCUGCUCCUGCAGGCUAUCCUGCACCAUGACUGCGUUCUCCUGCGUCUUCUCAUCUCCCAUUCCUAUCUGUGUUUGGACAGUAAGGUUGAAGUGUCCCCCGAGGCCCAGGAAGCUGCUGCUGAGUUUGUGAGAGCUAUUUUUGCCAUCCUGUCCUCUCUAAACAACAUCCCCAGGGCUCUAGCGCUUGUGCUUGAGGGCUACCUGGAUAGAAGACACCUAUGGGACCACUUUUGCUGUUUAGCAGAUCCAGUGAAAGUAGACCCUGUGCUGUUUAAGUGUGUCAGAGACGUCGUCUUCCAACCAAUCCGCAGCCUGUUAGGGCACUUAGUGAGCAUGAUGCAGGCUUGUGAAGAACGAUCUGGGCCUUUGCUUAGGCAAAACCUCCCUGAAAGUAUAUUGACCAAGAUCCCCAAAGAGUGGAACUUUGUACCUCAGGACGCUAAGACGAAAGACAGCAGCAGGAUCACCAUUAGUCUGAGUGUUCAGGCUCUCUCCUUCAUCUUCACCCACCUCCCGUCCUGUGUGGCCUCUAUCCCCCUGCCUGUCCGCUUCCUCUUUCACAUGGCUGAAAAGCAUCAGGGCCAAAGCACCAGACAGACAGGGCGCUUGGGUCUGCUUAUCCAGGCGCUGCUCAGCCUCCUGUGCCAGGGCCUGGAGAAUGGCGAGACCCUGGAGAUGGUAUCUACUGAGCCCUUGGAGCGAGGGGUCAAAGAGCGUCUGGCGCUGCUGUCUGAGUGCCUGCAGGUGAGCCUGGGCCUGGAGAAGGGCAAGCCCAAACCCAUUGUGCAUAAGAUCCUGCAGGGUCUGGAGGAGAAAAGGCCCAAGUGGAACUCCAUCCAGCUGCAGAAAUCACACAAGCUCUGCAGCGAGAGCACAUUCGAGCGUGUGGAGAGUGGCCCGGCGCGGGAUCGAGGUGGACCCAGUGAACCGACCGAGCAGAAAAUGUGUGCUGUGCUGCUGGCGCUGAGCCAGGGAGCAGGUGGUAUUCAGAACCUGCAGCAGAUCCAUCACACCAUCCAGCUCAAUGAGGGCUUGUUAAGGUCCAAAUUCGCUUCUGGUACAUCUUCUCCCGAGGGACAUCCAUCUGUCCUCUUCUCCUCGGCAGCAAACCCACUGAACAGUUCGCCCCACUUUAACCCGCUCUUUCGCUUUGACCACGUCGGCUCCGCCAAGUUUGAUCAGUCAGCUACGAGCACGAGAGAGUGGGACUGGGCUCAGCUGCUGUCGGCCUAUCAGAGAGCGAGACAGGUGACCUUCACAGAUCUCCUGGCUAACAGGUGGGAGAUGCAGGAUGAUGCUCCACUUGAAGAUGAAGAGAAAAUUUUAGUAAAUCAUUUGAAGAAAACGUAUUUAAAUAGAGCUUCAUGUUCCAAGGUCUCUGAAGGACCUGACUGAUGUACGUGUGGAUUUUGAGGCGCUGUAUUUGACUUUAAACCAGUAUCUUAAUGUACAGUGAAUUGUGUUUUUGAAUAGAUUUGUUGUUUAGUAUUGUUUUCUAUAUUAGGAUGCACAUCAAUCAGGCAUCAAUGUAAGUAGUGGUUUAAGGAAUUGCUGUUGAACAGUUUCACACUUUUCAACCAAAAACACACCCCAGAGCGUCAGUAUUAACUUACCCUUUUCUCUUCUUUGUACUUUUUUGUAUAUUUCUGUUUAAGCA